Molecule: messenger RNA, 1442 nt
Organism: Penicillium samsonianum
Lineage: Eukaryota; Fungi; Ascomycota; Eurotiomycetes; Eurotiales; Aspergillaceae
Exons: 3
Coding region: 362-1237 (291 amino acids)
Source: RefSeq, a predicted model, not a curated record
UCUCCCUCUCUCCAAUUAUCUGUGAAGACACUCGUUUACUGUUCGCUUUGAAUCUACUAUCGUUGCUCGGAAUCGAAAAUCCACAUUCCCGAGAUCUGCAUGUUUUAGCGCCCAGACUGGCCAGGGGAUUAAUAACAUAUUCUGCACUCCACGUCCUUUUGAUCGUCCUUCCGUAGCAACCGAAAUUGCUUGGUACGGAUACCAAAUCGAUAAGCCUGUUUCGACACAGGAGGCCCUUUUUUUGACAAGUCACACCGAGUUGUGCAAGGGGCGUGAUCAGUCUAGCCCACCUUUCAGCCCAGGGAGUAACACCUCGGUCGCUUGAUUUUUGAACCUCCAGAUAAUCUCUCCAAACUUCGACAUGCGUUGUUUUAUCUUGAGCGUGCUCUGCACCAUCCUGUUGUUGGGAACGAUAUCAUCGGCUUGGCCAUGGCGGCCCUAUGGAGAACUUUUGGGUGCCUCCUUGGAUAAGCGAGCAGACACCACAGACUCAUCAACCGCUCAAACCUCCGAAUCUACCACGGAUCCCUCCACUGCCUCGAAGACUUCUGCCGGAACCACCACCGGCACAAACACCGGCACAAACACCGACACAAAUACCGACACCAAAACUGGGACUGCAACCGAUUCCCAGACGACCGGCACAGCAACUGGCACGAAGACGGGAAAAAGCAAGACUACCGCCACCACCUCGAUCUCCAUUGACCCUGCUGCCGCUGCUGGUGGUGUGUCCAUGAUCACCCCCGCUUCCUCGUCCACAACCUACUACAAGAUCGGCGAGGAUGUCACCUUCGUGUGGAACUACACCUCCCUGUCGGUCACGCCAUCUGCGGUCAACGUCGUAGCUUCAUGCAGUCUCAACUCGAUGAAAUAUACGCUCAGCUCCAACAUGACCGUGAAGCAAACUGGAAGUGUCAUCUGGGAUACUGGAAAAUACCAGAAAUCGGCCACCAUUCCGUUGCUUACCGCAUCGUAUACUCUGAUCAUCUACGAUGCCAGCAAGGACAUUGGUGAUGCCGCGAGCGCGGGACACCUGAGCUCGCAGAACGGCGGUUACGUCUUCGGGAUGUACACCCCCCAGGCUUACACCCCACUCAAUGAAUUCAAGUGCGCCACCUGCAGCGGCGCCCUGUCCGAAACCAGUCGCCUAGCCAUCAAAUUUACCGUCGGCAUGGCCGUGAUUACCUUCGCUUCGUUCACCUGGUUUGCGGGCAGUGCUGGCGUCCUCGCCACUUGAAAAGCACCUAUUUGGUCCAUCCGAAUUGACUUAUCAUGAACAUUUAUUUCCAUUUUGGGGCGUUGCAUUGUUGAAGCGAUCUCAAUUUACGAUAAUAGCAAGAAAACGGCGUUGCGUGACAUUUUUAUUUUUAUUUUUAUAUACUGUUUCCAUUUCAUCCUUACUCUUACCUGUUGAUUUUAUUUUUCAUUAAUUACAAGCGGAU